Candida dubliniensis CD36 is the source of this 2529-nucleotide messenger RNA. RefSeq names its product cullin (gene RTT101). The transcript has a single exon. Lineage: Eukaryota; Fungi; Ascomycota; Pichiomycetes; Serinales; Debaryomycetaceae. Gene Ontology annotation, cellular component: SCF ubiquitin ligase complex. Gene Ontology annotation, molecular function: ubiquitin protein ligase binding. The coding region runs from base 1 to 2529 and encodes 842 amino acids. The record is from RefSeq and is a predicted model, not a curated record. Gene Ontology annotation, biological process: protein ubiquitination; SCF-dependent proteasomal ubiquitin-dependent protein catabolic process.
AUGUCAACAGAUGAUAUAACUGAUAAGAUUUUGGAUCUCAAUAAUAGUAGUAGCAAUACAUUAUCCUCAAUUUCUACUGGAAAUACAAUAAUCCCACCAAAACAGCGUAAAUUGUCUCAUUUGGUUUCUAAUUCACCAUCUCCUAAAUUAUAUCAUAAAUCUAUUGACGACGACAAUGAUACCAAUAAUAAUAAACGUAAGAAAUUAAAUACACCUACUGAUGAUGAGUUAAUAUCACAAGUAGAAUCAAUCCAACAAUUAGCUGAUAAAACUAUUGAUUCUGUUUUAUUUGAUUUACCCAUUAAUCAUUCAUUUGGUUAUUUAAAUUAUGAAUUCACUAAAUUAUGUAAAUAUAAACAUGUUGAACAAAGUAAAUUGAGUGAUUUAAUUUUUGAAAAAAUUAUCAAUGAUUUUGAAACAAACAUAAAACCUAGUAUAAUUGAUGGUUUCUUGGAAAAUAGCCAGGGUGAGGGUGAUAUUGAAGUCAUGAUACAAAUGGUUGAAAAUUUUCUAUUGAUAUUUGAUAAUUGGUAUAAUCGAUUGAUUAAAUUAAGUAAAAUAUUUGUUUAUUUGGAUAGACAUUAUCUUACACAACAUCGUACUAAACAUCCUAUAUUGAAAUUUGGAAUUGAUUUAUUUAUAAAUAAAGUAUUAGUAGAAGAUAAACAACUCACAGAUAAAGUGUUAAACACUCAUUUACAAUUACUUUGUAAAUGGAGAGAGCAAAUACAGUUUCAAGAAGAACAAGAUCCAAUUAAUUUGAAUGUGAAUGAUUUAAGUAUGAGAUUUACUAAACUAUUAGUUAAGUUACACACUCAAAGUUAUAAAUUUGCAUUUAAUGGACAAUUAUUAAGUUCUAUUAUUACCCAUUAUAACAUUUUGAAGAUAUCAUGGCUCAAAAAUGAUCCUACUACUUAUUUAUCUAAAGUUUUAGAAACAAUCAAUGAAAAUUUAAAAUAUUUCAAAUUGGUGGGUAAAAAUCUUGUAUUUAUAAAAGAAUUAUUUAUGAAACUUCGAUGGAAUUUAAUAUUUUAUGAUUUUAAUAAUUUAUUACCCCAAGUUUUACCAUCAUUGUUAGAAAAUCAACAAGAAUUGCAAAUUAUUUAUCAAUAUUGUUGUCAUAGUGUUGAAGAUUUUGGAUACGAUUCUCUUCUGAUAUUUAUAUAUCAAUGGGGGGUUUAUACCAAAUCAGCGUUUGAAUCUAUUGUUGGAGUCAAUAUCAAUACCAAGCCCGCAAAGUCAACCAAUAAUAAUGUUAUCGAACAAUUAGUGAACAAGUAUAAAGAGUUAAUACUUUUGAUAAAUACAAGUUUCCCUAAUGAUGAUAAAUUUGAAUUUGAAAUAAGAAAUUCUUUGAUAAAAACAAUUAAUAACACUUCCAGUAUAAAUUCAUUGGUGAUUUAUCAAUUAUGUAAGUAUUGUGAUAAUUUUUUCAAGGGGAAAACAAAUUUAUUAUAUUCAAUUUUUGAAGAAAAUGGUUUAAUUGUAUUUAAAUCGAUAAAUAAUAAACAUGAUUUCAUCAAUUUUUAUAAAAAAGAUCUAUCUAAACGAUUAUUAUUAUUGAAUCAAAAAUUCAAAUUUGAAAAUGAACAAAAAUUUAUCAAUAGUUUGAUAAAAGUUGUUGGUGAAAAUGAUGAUAUACUUAGUUUAACUAUAAUGUUUAAAGAUUUGACUGAUUCCAAAGAUAUUUAUAAAUUGUUAAUUACUGUGCCGACAACAAAUUGUGCCUUAUUGAACAAUUCAUUUGAAUUUAAUCCAUUGAUUUUAGAUAAAAAGCAAUGGCCAAAUAUCCCCAACAAUGAUGAUUUACAAGAGUUCAAAUUGCCAAUUGUAUUACAAGAUAUUUUAAUUGAAAUGACGAAACAAUAUCAAGCAUUGGAUGUAAAAUAUAAGAAUCGACAACUUGAUUGGAGUAAUUAUAAAUUACAUCAAGUGACAAUAUCUGCUCAAUUUGAACAAGGUGAGAAAGAAAUUACUGGGAACUUAUUGCAAAUAGUAUUGUUAUUAUUAUUCACUGAUGAUGAUGAUGAUGAUGGUGGGUAUACAAUUGAUCAAUUGAGUGGGAUGACAGGUAUAAAAAAUACCCAAUUCUUGAUUAGGAUUAUCAACUCAAUAACCAAUGAUAAAUAUAAUAUUUUGCAGUAUGAUGGUAAUAAAUAUCAUUAUAAUUUCAAUUUCAAAGAUAAAUCCACUAAGAUUAAAUUGCCAAUGAUCAAAGAAUUGUCAAGAUCAGAGCAACAACAACAGCAACAAACUAAAAGUAUGGAUGAAGAAGAAAAAGACAUUGGACUGAUUAAAUCCAUUGUUCAAACCAAUAGAGAUGAAGAAAUAAAAAGUUGUUUAAUCAAAAUAAUGAAACAAGAACGACAAUUAUCCAUUAUUGAAUUAUUGAAUAAAUCAAUAUCACAAUUACAAAAUCGACGUCCAGUAGCUAUGACAAAUUUAAAAACCAUUAUUGAUGAUUUAAUUGAAUUAGAAUAUUUAAAACGUGAUGAUAAUAAUAAAAAUAUAAUUAUAUAUAUUCCAUAG